Thrips palmi is the source of this 708-nucleotide messenger RNA. RefSeq lists its product as uncharacterized. The transcript is spliced from 2 exons. Lineage: Eukaryota; Metazoa; Arthropoda; Insecta; Thysanoptera; Thripidae. The coding region runs from base 1 to 708 and encodes 235 amino acids. The record is from RefSeq and is a predicted model, not a curated record.
AUGGCCUGGAAAUGCAGCGGCUGUAAAGCAGACAACAGGAGUGGUUCGAGUGACAAGAGAAACUUGAGUUUGAGUGCUGGCGAGCAAGACCUGACAGCGGCUACCAUACUUGAGCUCAAGAAUAUCGUCUUGGAAAUGAAAAACGAUCUGAAUGAAAGCAUUAAAGGGCAACAAUUUGUGAGUCUGGAGUACGAGGACAUGAAAAAGCAGAUCGUGGAGUUAGUCCAGGAGGUGAAAUCACUGAAAAAUGAAGUGAGUGAUCUGUUGAACAAGUGCGCCGAGAAGGAUGAAAUAAUUUUGAGGCAGGAAGAGAGAAUCCAAGAUCUAGAAACCACUCCAGAAACAGAAACAUUGUGUUAUCAGACUGACAUCGAAGCAGCUCACAGAAUUCCUACGCAACGCCCUGGGGUCCCAAAACCAAUAGUGGUGGAACUGCGGUCACGCAAGAUCAGGGAAGAAAUACUGAGAAAAAAGAAGCAAAAGGAAGUGUUCAACGAUGUGAUCUACUCUGGUGAAGGUGGCAAGGUAUUCAUCAUGGAGCAAGUUUCGCCGAAAAUUGGGUAUCUAAAGUACAAAGCCAAACAAUUAGCAAAUAGACAUAACUGGAAAUUUGUCUGGAUCAAAAAUGGAAAACUGUUUGCUAGGAAAGGUGAAAACUCUCCAGUUGUGAAGAUUGUGACGGAGGAAAACCUCGAAGCAAUAAGGUAA